Epinephelus lanceolatus (giant grouper) is the source of this 6891-nucleotide messenger RNA. It is a transcript of the gene plekhm2, whose product is annotated as pleckstrin homology domain containing, family M (with RUN domain) member 2. Gene Ontology annotation, cellular component: endosome membrane. Lineage: Eukaryota; Metazoa; Chordata; Actinopteri; Perciformes; Serranidae. The record is from RefSeq and is a predicted model, not a curated record. Gene Ontology annotation, biological process: lysosome localization; Golgi organization; regulation of protein localization. Gene Ontology annotation, molecular function: kinesin binding.
UCCACUGACAGGCUCAGAUCAGUUAGGUCAGUAGCACAAAAAGUAACCGUAGCAUCUGUGACUUUGAUGUUAUUGGCCUACUUAUUUUGGCCAAUACGCUAUAAGGUAACUGAAACUAGUUUACAAUAGCUAACCACAGUAAUUAAAUAGUGAGUUUGAUAAACAUAAUUGCUGCUAAAAGUUAUCCGUGGUUAGACACUAAAACUUGCUAACUUAGCCACCCCCACCUCUAGCUUAAAAAAGUCAAGUAGCUACAGCUAACGCGAAGCUAGGCAAACAUUACUUGGGUAACCGCAUCCGCUGACAGAGGCUGACCUAUCACGCGGCUCGUUUGGCGUUAAGAAGAUGUUUGUGAACUAGUGGCGCUGUCAGAUUCACUGUGUACUACUGACAGCCAAAGCGCUAUCGUUAGUUUGGCAGCCAACUGCACCAGAGAGUAAGAUAAUGUUAGCUAGCUAGCUAACAGGCGGCGUUAGCUUUAGCAUAACAAGAGCUCUGCUUUGGGAGUCAGCUGACAGCCUUCUGUAAGCUGCCAACAGACCUACAGACCAGUGAUGGAUCAACUGAAAGUGAAGGAUCGCAUACUGGAAAACAUCUCACUGUCUGUUAAGAAGUUGCAGAGUUACUUUGCGGCCUGUGAAGAUGAGACUCCAGCCAUCCGAAAUCACGACCGGGUCCUUCAGCGCCUCUGUGAACACCUUGACCAUGCACUGCUAUAUGGCUUGCAGGACAUCUCCUCAGGCUACUGGGUCCUGGUCCUUCACUUCACCAGGAGAGAGGCUGUCCGUCAGAUAGAUGAGCUUCAGCACAUAGCAACCAACCUUGGUCGAAGCCGAGCAUGGUUAUACCUGGCAUUGAGUGAGAGCUCUUUAGAGAGCUAUUUACGCCUCUUCCAGGAGAACCAAGGAUUACUGCAGAAGUAUUACUUCAAGAACGCACUGGUCUGCAGUCAUGACCACCUCACACUCUUCCUCACGCUGGUGUCCGGCCUGGAGUUCAUUCGCUUUGAUCUGGAGCUGGAUGUGCCCUAUCUGGACGUGGCCCCCUACAUGCCAGAAUACUACAAACCCCAGAAUCUGCUGGACUUUGAGGAAAGGCUGCCGAGCUCAGACAGCUUAUCCCUGCACUCCUUCACGUCCCUCACCUCCACCAACCUGGAGUGGGAUGACAGUGCCAUAGCCCCCUCCAGUGAAGAUUAUGAUUUCGGUGACAUCUUCCCCGUGUUGCAGUCAUUGCCAAGUGCAGACUGGGAAGAGGGCGACCUGACGGACCAGGCCAGCUGCCCGCGAUCCAGUGGCUCUGAUCCCCAGACAGUCAUCAGCGACACAGUGGUCCUCUCAGCAGGCACCGUCAAGGUGAAGGUAGCAGCUCAUCUUUCUCCUCACAGCCCCACGUUCAGACACAACCCCUUCAACGAGGACUCGGACACUAACACCACAAACACUUCAGCCGACGUCACACCAGUUCAUGUGGCUGGCCACCACAACCCCACCGCUACUGGAGAAGACACAGAGAGCACUAGCAAUGAGCUGGAGGUCAUCAGGAUGGCCAGACGAAAGAAACCAGCCAAGAAGCGUAGAGGGAAGGGCUCCACAGAUUCCAGCAGCAGCAUCCAUAACUCUAUCUCCUCCGAGCACAUGGAAAUGGACAACAGCCUCCCGGCCUCAGAGGAUGUGUAUUCAUUAAACGGGACUGUAAUUCAGCUGGAUGAUGAGGCAGAGUUGAGGAGAAGCAGGGUGGGAUCAGAGGUUGUGGAAGAAGGAGAUGAGGACGGAGUAGAAGGCCUCCUACGACUCCCAGAGAUGACUGACACCUCCAUGGACACCGUGGGCCAACCCCUCCGUGAUGUCAUGGACCGGCUCAACGGGGCUCUGGAUAAGGGGGAGGCCUGGGAGCACAGAGAAGACGGGGAGGAGACAAACAGCGGAGGCUGUGACCAGAACCCCGAGCCCCCUGCCCGGCAGCCCUUUCGAGAGGACUCAGGGGGCAAGCCUCCCGACCCAUCACCAGGAGAGGCGUCUCACUCCCCUCUGGCCACAAGCCACAACUUCCUUCAGACCUCUCCUGCACCCGCAGACUUAUGCUGCUUUACCCCCAACAGUACAGACUCUUCUCCCACGGGUGGUGGCCACUAUGACUCUACAGAGCAUAGCCAGUCGCAAACUCUUUCAGGUGGCCUUGAAGAUGAAGGAGCGGCAAAAGCGUCAGCAGGACAGGAGCCUGAGAUGAAGACCUGGGACGAAGGAACAGAAGGAGAGUCAACCAACAAGAAUGCGUUUGCUGAUGAAGCAGAGAGUUCUCAUCCUGCAGAGUUUAAGGUGGACAACAAUCACUUGCUCCUUCUCAUGAUUCAUGUAUUCAGAGAGAAUGAGGAGCAGCUCUACAAGAUGGUGAGAAUGAGCACAGGCCACAUGGAGGGGGACCUGCAGCCCCUGUACCUGCUACUGACUGACUGUUACAUCUACCUGCUGAGGAAGGGUGCAGCAGAGAAGCCCUACACAGUAGAAGAAGCUGUUUCUUAUAAUGAAUUGGACUAUCUUUCAGUGGGCCUUGACCAACAGACAGUGACGGUAGUUUGUACCAACAGGCGAAGGAAAUUCCUGUUAGACACAGCUGACGCCUCUCUGACUCAGUGGUUCUUGUCUGUGCUCAAGUCAGCCAUGGUGAAGGGUUGUCGUGAGCCUCCUUAUCCCUCUGUGCUGACUGAUGCUACCAUGGAGAAACUGGCUCUCACUAAGUUUAUCUCCCAGGAAUCUCACUGUGAGGUAUAUGAAGUGUCUAUCCAGCUGUAUUCACUGGUCCACUGGGAGGAUCCUAUGGACUUGACUUUGUCACCCCAGGGAGGCGCACCAACCUUUGGACCACCGUCCAGCACCAAGGAAGGGACUCUGCAGUACCGGGCUGGAACCACCUACCUGGGCAAAGAGCUGUGGAAAAGCUGCUACCUCGUCCUCAGUAAAGGGAUUUUGUACCUGUAUGCAGAAAGAACUGAUGUGACACCUCUGCUAUCAGUCACUAUGGGAGGAGAGCACUGUGGAGGAUGCCGUCGCUCAAACAGCACAGAGCGUCCCCACGCCUUCCAAGUCAUCCUGACAGAGCGACCGCCACUGGAGCUCAGCGCCAACAAUGAGCAGGACAUGGCCGACUGGAUGCAGCUGCUCUGCCAGUCUGUUUCCAAAGGGCCGCCUUCCCUGCAGGUCAUCCCUCAGGGCGUGGCCCCCACUCCGUGUGUCCCGUGUUGCCUGGUGAUGACAGACAGGAAGCUGCUUACCUGCCAUCAGGACUGUCAGACCAGCUUUUUCCGUUCGUUGGACAGCGCCGACAUCUGUGAUGUCACUGCUGUCAGCAUGGAGGCCAACAAGGAGUACUGUGUCAUUGAGUUUGCGGCAGAUCGGACCCAGUUCCUUCCUCCGUGGGUGUUGUACUUCAGUGGCUGUGAAGAGAGAGAUCGACUGCUGGAGGUGUUAGACAACACAUGGAAAGCCAUUUUCCAGGUCGACCUUCCCCACAGAGAAGUGUUGGAUCCAUCCAUGCAGAAGCGUUGUGGUGAGGCCCUUGCCCUCAUGAAUAGUGCCUGGCAGAGGGCAGACAGUCUGGCCCGAGGCAGAGCCCAGCGUGAACCCUGGUGCUGACAGACACACACAUGCAUGCAUACAGUUACCUGUGGGUAGCCACUGAAGCUGUUUUACAGUAUGAUAUGAUUUCAGUAUAGAUGGAUUUAACUCUGACAUACAGUCUGUGUCACUGUCAAGUGAGUUCUAAGGUGAAAAUCAGAUGUGGUCAUUGGUUUUUGCACUGCGGCGUGAGCUUGUUGCACCUUUGAUUCACUGAUGAAAUGUUUCUGUCAGUGAAACUCUCUGCAGAAGUAGCAAUGCAUAUGGCACAGCACAUUGCAGUGAUGCAACAGCAAGACAUUCUAACAUGAAAUAAAAUGUAAUGAUGGAAUACUAACAGAAGGUUCUAAAAGAUUUGAUCUGAUCCUAGUGAUACAUUGCUAUUAUUCCUUUAUCAGAGGUCCUGAAGAAAUAACAGCAAUGAUGAACAAAUAAACAAUCAAGAAAAAAUCACAUGUUGAUGGAAAAAGCUCUGUAACAGAUUGUAAGCGAAACCUCAUGGUAAAAAGCAUGGAAUUACAUGAAGAAGAUAAUUAUUAGAAUGGAUGAUUGCAGAACUCGGGAAGACUUUUGACACCAAUCUUCAAUACGCUGUGCAUUCAAAUAUAUCCUGCUGAAAUGAGUUUGAGCAUUUUGUCUCCACAAAGUAAACGUCAAAAGUCAAGCCGUGACUUUGUCAUGUAGACAGGACUGAAAAAGUUUAAAACAUAUUUAGUACACUAAGGAAGCUGAGUGUGGAGGAAGACAAGGAUCCAUUACCAGCAGCUUCCCUGCACAAUGAAAUAAGAGAAUUAUUCAUGUUUUCUUAUAAAAAAUUAAUGUUAUAUAUGUCAAGAAAGCCAUAUAUAUGAAGGGGGCGGUUAAUGCUUGCUUGCGACAUGGAAAAUUUCAUACUCCUUGCCUUGCACGCACACACAAGUAACCGUCUGAUCCCACAAGUCACAACUGUGUGUGAAGAUUACAGUCACUCCUUGCUUAGUAACCCUUACUAUGGUACAUGAAGAGAGCAAAUGUACAGCACUGUACAGUAUCAAUGCGUAAUCACUGACGGGUUGUGUACGUGUCUGAGUUUCGGUUUGUCUAACGGCACAUACCUCUACACACUGAAUUAUUGUUGCAUUGUACAUUAGCUUGAGAGAAUAAGGAUCUCAAUAUGAAGAAUAUGUGGAUAUACUGAACAGUUGCACUGUUACGUGACAUGCCUGUGUCGUCUAUCUGAGAUCGUGCUUUAUCAAGUUCAGUGUCACUCAGAUGAAAAAAAUCAGGAAAUGCAACAGACUUGCCUUUUAUCUCCGCUCCGUAGAGACGAGUGGAGGCUUCCAUGCAGACUUGCACAUUGUUUUCGCUGUUAGUCUUUUUGUUUUUUUAACGGUACCAGUUAUGGUUUUGUGUUAAUAUCGUAAUGUGCAUUUCUGUUUCCAUUGUAGAGAAAAUGGGAACAAUUGUUACUAAAUUAUUCAGCUGAGUGGGGACAUUUUGUGUCGGUAUUAAUAUCUGUGUUUGCAUCUGCAGACGUGUGCGUCCCCUUUAGUGUGGGCAAGUAUCAAGUAAGAAUUACAGUCUGUGUGAAGAAUCCGUUACUGAAUGAGAGCUACAAGUUGUCUUAGCUUGCCAUUUUUAUUUUGCACCAGUGGUUGGUGGCAUACUAAGAUCUGGCCACCCCACUAAUUUAGAACAUCCCUUUCUGCACUAGUCUUUUAAGACCAUGUUGGAGGUUCAUAGAAUGAAGUUUAAAAAUAAGGCUAGAAAUUAAAUAGCCUUUCAACUUAGAGCAAGUGUAGCAUCUGCUAUUAUCAGAUUAAUGCUUUUAAGUAAUAUUAAUUAAUAUUUAAUAAUAUUAAAGCUUUACUUGGAGAAGGAAAACGAAUGAUAAGACCCUAAACCCUUUCUAGUUUCCCUACAAAUUACAGUCAGUAGAUGAUAGUGCAUGUAUUACAAUCUGCUCUUAACAUUAAGACUGAUCAGAGUACUGCUGCUCAGUCAAUGACAGUGUGUAAGUGCUCCCAUUACAAGGCUGAGAUCAGCGUGAUAUUACUUUUGCAAUGACAAUGUUGCCUUUUUGACAACCUCGACUGAACUGGACAAAAUGGCCAAUUCGUUUAAACUAAAUGAAGCAUUAUUAGUUCCUUUUUGGGGUUGCCUUACACUGUAUAAUUUGGCUGACGUUGAAAAGCUUAAACAAUCAUCUUAGGUUUAUGUUGUGGUUCAAGGCAAAAAAUGUGCUGUGUAUAAGGCUGGGUCUCCAUCCUUAAUAGUUUGUGAGUACAGACAUAAUGGUGUCUAUAUUGAAUGUUUUCUCUUAAAUGUGAUUAUAUUCUGCAAAAUAUUUUACACUCAAAAAUACCGUCAUGGUAUAUUUUCCAAAACUCUGAUAUUUAAAAGGCACCAGUAUAAAAACCUUCAAAUGAUACCCAGCCCUAUCACAUGUCACUUAUGUAUGUUUGUUUGAAAUGUCUUUCUCCGUCACACUGUAUUACUUUCACAUCAGCAUUAAUCAGUAUCAGUGCUUUAAGCCUUUCUAAGUGCCACUCGGUCUCAUUUAUCUUCUGCUCUUUGACAAAGAAAUCUAAUCUCAGGUGAAAAAGGUAUGUCACAUCCAAAACCUUAACACUCACCGUCUGUUUUUUUGUUUUUUUUUUUGUUUUUAUUGCUGCUGUUUUGUCUAAUUCAGUAUUUUUUAAAUCCCGUUUUUCUUUUUUAGUUUGAUACAGCAUUAUGAAGUUAUUUUGCGCACACAGACGAGGCUGCAAAGUGAUAUUACAUGUUGGAAAAGGUUUUAUAUAAAAGUCCUUUAAUAAUUCAGUGGGUUCCAAAAUAGGAUCAGUUGGCUGUGUAGUAAGAAUCGUCCCCACCCAGUGGGUUGCCUAAGGACUUUUUGACCAGGGAGAGUACACUUGCAAUAGUUGGACUUACUUGAAAUGUCUGUUGGAUUAUCAGUAAAGAAUAAAUUGCGUAGAUUUGUGGCCUAUGAAGUGUAUAUAAAGAAAAAGUCUUGAGCAGUGUUUUGAAUGUGGGGCAUUGCUGGCCAAUGAUGGAUGACAUCUUCUAAGUAAUGCAUUGUGAAAAAGCGCUUUUUGAUUUUUGUUUAUAAAUGUAUACUGCAUGUAAUAUUUGUAUGAUGUUUAGCAGUUUUAUUGAAUUGUAAAUAGAGCACUAAUCAAUUAUAACAUACUGUACACUCACACGUAAAGACGUGCAUGUCCAGAAGGUUUAAUGAAUGUACAGAUAAACCUUUGUGAUUGGACAGUGUAACUGAAUAAACCGAAAUGAAACCUUG